UUGUGUAAAGUUUUUUUUUUUUUUCAGUCUGGAGUUGAUUUGAUCCGUGGCAAAGCAUCGUUCACGAAAGAUGGAAUUGUUGUUGUCGGGGGUAAAAGAUAUUUCGGCAAACACAUUUUGUUAGCUGUCGGAGGAUAUCCGAAUAAGCCAUCGACAAUUCCGGGUGCAGAAUAUGGCACUGAUAGCGAUGUGUUUUUCAGGCGUACAGUGGUAGUAGGUGCAGGUUAUAUAGCUGUCGAGUUGUCAUCCAUGCUAGCGCUGUUAGGUUCCGAUACUCAUCUAUUGAUACGAAAAAAUGCGGUUUUGCGUAAUUUCGACCAAACACUGUCGGAAUGCUUGACUGAAGCAAUUGAGAAAGGCCCAACGAAACUGCAUAAAAAUACCCAGGUGAAAUCAGUGGAAAGGAGAUCAGAUGGUUUACUCACAGUGAAUAUAACAAACGGUGUUAUUGAUGAAGGUGUUAAAACGGACAAAGAUGGCCAUAUUAUUGUGGAUAAAUAUCAAAAUACAUCAGCGAAAAAUAUAUAUGCACUUGGGGAUUGCUGCGGCAAAGCAUUACUUACGCCAGUUGCGAUUGCCGCUGGCCGACGCUUAGCUCAUCGAUUAUUCAAUAAUGAACCGGAAAAUCAUUUAGACUAUGAAAAUAUCCCAAGUGUUGUUGUUGGUUUACAUUUGCUGGGCGAUGGUGCCGAUGAAAUACUGCAAGGCUUCGCAGUUGCUAUCAAAGCAUAA
This is a messenger RNA of Gongylonema pulchrum, 732 nucleotides long. The record is from the annotation of a GenBank genome assembly. NCBI's taxonomy places the organism in Eukaryota, Metazoa, Nematoda, Chromadorea, Rhabditida, Gongylonematidae.